Medioppia subpectinata is the source of this 633-nucleotide messenger RNA. NCBI's taxonomy places the organism in Eukaryota, Metazoa, Arthropoda, Arachnida, Sarcoptiformes, Oppiidae. The record is from the annotation of a GenBank genome assembly.
CAAUUGGUUCGCAAACUCUUCGGCUUUCCUUUCAAACCAUUCAAAGGACAGACAAAUACAUCGAAACUCAAGAAAUAUAGCGAACGAAGGAUUUUAGGGUACUCGAAGGACCAGUUGUUUGAAGUGGUGUCACGAGUGGACGACUAUCACCUCUUCGUUCCCGCGUGUGUAAAGUCACGAGUGAUUGAACGGCACAACACAUCCCUCACAGCGGAGCUGGAGAUCGGAAUUCCGCCACUCAUUUGGGAGAGAUAUACCUCUCGAGUGGUUCUUCAAAGACCGCAUUUAGUGUCCGCUAAAUGUAUUGACGGAAAACUGUUCCGCUAUUUGGAGACCAAUUGGCGAUUCGGCGACGGAUUGGCUCACAAUCCGCAGACCUGUUCUCUCGAUUUCAACGUCUCGUUUGAAUUUCGGUCUUUAAUUCACUCACAAUUGGUUCACAUAUUCUUCGAUGAAAUGGUUCACAAGACUGUCAACGCCUUCCUUAAGAGAGCGGAACAACUCUAUGGCAAACAAACUCUUCCCACAAUUAGCACUCGUUUAUCUCAUAAGACAUAACUUUUUCCAAGUGUUAGGUUUUAACUAAUUUUAAGGCAAAUUAUUUAAUUUAUUAGACACUAAAUAAUAAAUUUG